Eublepharis macularius is the source of this 3022-nucleotide messenger RNA. RefSeq names its product MARVEL domain containing 2 (gene MARVELD2). The coding region runs from base 86 to 1720 and encodes 544 amino acids. Gene Ontology annotation, cellular component: cytoplasmic vesicle; apical plasma membrane; bicellular tight junction. The transcript is spliced from 7 exons. Gene Ontology annotation, biological process: bicellular tight junction assembly. The record is from RefSeq and is a predicted model, not a curated record. Lineage: Eukaryota; Metazoa; Chordata; Lepidosauria; Squamata; Eublepharidae.
UUGGCUGAGAAAGUCCUCUCGAGCGAGCGGAAGCAAAAAACGUCUUCAGGUGGAGGGGGCGGUCCGACAGGGUGAAAGGUUGCAAAUGUCUUCAAGGAACACAGCAGAACGCAGACCAGGGCAUUUUGGUAGAUCUGUGCAUUAUGACGAAGUGUAUGUUGAUUCCCCUUCUCUAGAAGAUGCUGAAAGAGAUUUUCAGGAUAAUGGACAAAUACUGAAUGCAGCUCCCUUGCCGCCGCCCCCUCUUCCUUUGCAACCACCUUUUGGGCCUGAAUUUUAUCCAAGUGACAGUGAAGAACCAGCUGAAGUCUCUGAUCUCAAGCCAGUAAGAAAAUUUGUUCCAGACUCAUGGAAGAACUUUUUCAAGGGGAAGAAAAAUGACCCUGAAUGGGACAAACCAAUACCUGCCAUUUCUGAUGCAGUUGAAUGCUCUCCACCCUCAUCGCCCACACUUAAACAAACUUCAGUUCCCAGUUCUUACCAGGAUCCAUAUGGAGGAUCAGGAGGGACCUACAAUUCACACAAAGAAGUCGAAGCCAUGAUUCCUUCUGAUCCCUAUGGGUCGUUGGGGCGGCAAACUCAAACAGCUGUGGCUUACAGUGAGAAGGUAGAAGCGUAUAAUCUGAGAUACUCGUACAUGAAAUCAUGGGCAGGCCUGCUAAGGAUCCUGGGUGUUGUUGAACUACUCUUAGGAGCAGCUGUGUUUGCUUGUGUCACAGCUUAUAUUCACAAAGACAAUGAAUGGUACAACAUGUAUGGUUUCUCGCAGUCGUAUGGCUAUGGGACAAGCAGUAUGUAUGGAGGCUAUUAUUACAGCGGACCUAAAACACCCUUUGUUCUUGUUGUGGCAGGACUUGCUUGGAUUGUGACUAUUAUCCUUCUAGCUCUUGGCAUGUCAAUGUAUUACAGGACCAUUCUCCUGGAUUCUCACUGGUGGCCUUUAACUGAAUUUGGGAUCAAUGUUGCUUUGUUUAUUCUGUACAUGUCAGCUGCUAUAGUCUAUGUAAAUGAUGCCAACAGAGGAGGACUCUGCUACUACCCGUUAUUUAACACGCCAAUGAAUGCCUCAUUUUGCCGUAUAGAAGGAGGACAGACAGCGGCAAUUAUCUUCCUGUUUGUAACAACAAUUAUUUAUCUUAUUGGUGCGGUUAUUUGCCUAAAACUGUGGAGGCAUGAAAGUGCACGAAAACACAGGCAGCUUUUGGAACAAGAGACGAAGACACAAUCUUUUUUACCGAAAAGAAUGUAUGAAGAUGAAGGUGACAGUCCCAGGGAAGCAAAAAAUCAAAAGAAAAACAUAACUUUGGAAAUGAAACCUGAACUGCUUAAUGGCCAUAUACCAGCAGGGCAUAUUCCCAAGCCUAUAGUGAUGCCGGACUACUUAGCAAAAUAUCCAGUAAUCCGGAGCGAUGAGGAAAGAGACCGUUAUAAAGCUGUCUUUAAUGAUCAGUUUGCUGAAUAUAAAGAACUUUCUGUUGAGGUUCAGGCAGUCUUAAAGAAAUUUGAUGAGCUGGAUGCGUUGAUGAGGAAGCUCCCUCAGCAUCCUGGAAACACCCUUGAACAUGAUAGAAUUUCAAAGGUUUUGCAAGAAUAUAAAAAGAAAAAGAACGAUCCUACCUUUCUGGAGAAAAAAGAACGUUGUGAAUACUUAAAGAACAAACUUUCUCACAUAAAACAAAGAAUUCAGGAGUAUGACAAAAUCAUGAAUUGGAAUAGUUAGUAGCGACAUAACUUUACCUAUAAGGGUUUCUUUCUUUUUUUUUAAAAAAACUAUUUAUUGCCACUGCUGUGCAAAUAUUCUUCUGUGAGACCAAGUACUAAUUGAGCACUAUCCACAGUUUAAGUAAUCUAUUAAUAACCUUCAUCAUCUUGAAUAAAGUGUAAAUAGUGUAUUACUUCUAUGUAUUUUUUAUGAUCCUGUUCUUUUGAUCAUAUAUACAAAUGUAUUCUUUUGCUUUCCUCUUGUUUUAAGAUGUUUUUAUUUCUGUAUUUGAAUAUAAUAUUGUGAACGGUGUUUUGUAUAUGUAUGGUUGUAAUAAUGAAUUUAAUAUGAGAGAACUAUAUUGUGAAUUUAGCCCACACCUUUCUCUAUAACUACACACAAGCCCGGGCAUUGCUGCGUACACAUAAUUGUGUAAUGCCUAGUCAUCCAAUAGAUAGUCAAUGCUGUCAGCUUUGGUAAGGCUGAUCAUCUGUUUUGAGUGGAGCAGGGGAGCCUGAAUCAUGCAACCUUCCUCAUCCUUUAAGAAUAACAAUACCUAACUUCACAAUAACCCUUCUGCAUGGGCCAAUUUCACCAGUUCAGUUCCUAUAUGGCAGUGUUUUUUUAAUGACCAUCUGCAUCUGAUUUGCUGCUAUGAGUAGUCACUCUGGCUACUAUGCAGCUUUUCCACUGCUUUCCUGGGAGUGCUUAUACCCCAACAUUUUUUUAAAAAAAAUCUGUUUUCCAGUCAGCUGUUUUCCCAUGGAUCCUCUUUAUUCUGCCUUUUAGUCUUCCACCUUCUGCCCCUCCUCCCAUUUCAUUGCGACGGGCUGCUGUUGUCUAUUUAGCCAGUCCUUUCCCCUCCUCUCUAUUCCUCCCCCUUCCCAUUUCCUCUCCCACUGUUUUAUUUUGGGUCGAGAGGGAGAAAUCCAGGAAAUAGAUUGAUCCAACAAUGCAUCAAUUCAUUGCAUGUGCAGAAAGAAAGGGCUGGUGCUAUUCCAUCACCAAUGACAGCAUCAGUGAGGAAAACACCAGCACUCAUUGAUCUCGACGCGUUUUGACACAGUGCAGACUAAGGAAUGGCACCACACAGACCAAACAUGAGAGGUGCAAAAGGACCCGGACAAGUUGAUUCCAUGCUUAACUUUUGGGAUAGUGAGGACGGAGUUAUGUUCCCAGUGCAGAAGGAGCUAAUGUCACCCCCCAAAUCAGGCAAAGUGAAAUGGUGAGGGUGAACAGAGCUAUCUUUCAUUUGGCUGUUACCAGGGCUUUUUUUCCAGCAGGAAUGCAGUGGAACGGAGUUCCGGAACCUCUUGAAAA